Molecule: messenger RNA, 1900 nt
Organism: Trichoplusia ni (cabbage looper)
Lineage: Eukaryota; Metazoa; Arthropoda; Insecta; Lepidoptera; Noctuidae
Exons: 2
Coding region: 423-1880 (485 amino acids)
Source: RefSeq, a predicted model, not a curated record
UUCGUGUGUUUCAAUUAUUUUGGUCUCUCAUCAGCAUCUCUGAUGAUUACUUAAGGGUUAGGACUGAAUGGAAAAUUGUUAAGACUCACAUCUAAUACUUCCCUCAUUCGCAUCCUACCUACCUAACGCAUAAUCAGAAGCCAGUGUAAUCAAUUCAACUAAAGACAAUCACAAUACAUUUUCAAAUUCAAUAAAGACAGUUCUUCGAACUUAAUUGAAAAGCGUUUCGCCAUCCCUCGAUAAACAGAGGCGGAAUGCUGAUGCGUACUUUAUGCACUAAAUUAAAAUUAUCGUUGUAAGUAAUGGUUAGUUAAUGUUGUGACGGAUUGUGUGGCUACGGGCACGCUUCGACGACGGCCGUGGUGAAUAUCUCGCACUUAAUGAGUUUAUAGAACGUCACAUGAGUUGGUCACUCCCUAACGAUGCCGGCCGUGGAAAUGUACACAAUCAUUAUAAUCACAGUGAUGACCAUGUCUCAAGGAUUACUUCAAGCCUGUUUUUAUUUCUGCAAAUUAUCACCUGAAUACUCUUCUACUGGACGACCAGAUUGUGACUGCUCUGCAUACAAGCAGCGCAAUACUCGAUCAACAGUGAACACUCGCCACUUCGGCCCCUCUUCAGUGUUAAAAGAUAGUGGUAUUUAUUAUGAACCCGCACCUAUCAAUUCUCCACUAGCACCUCCCUUCGUUCAACAGUUAUUUCACACAUCACGUCUUGAACGUAACCAAAAUCCAACAGUGAAUAACGUUAAUCUACGAAAAAGCUAUGAUAUGAUAGACUCAUCAGCAAAAGAAGGUAAUUCUCCUGAGCCACCUUUAACGACUCCAUACAAAUUUAAACGAGGUGACAAUAACAACAAAGAUCAUUUGGAGGUUGAAGAAAUCGAUAAUCCUCUACAUUUAUAUUUUGAUUUAGAAGUUAAACCAGAAAAUUACAAUAGCACACGACUCGAACAACUUAAAAAUAUGUUUGUGAAAUUUCAAGAAGCUGAAAGAGGAUUAUCUGAAUGUAUAAAUUUUCAUAUCUAUAUAUUUUCAAAAUAUAAAGAUAAUAUUAAUAAAACAAAUACAAAUUGGGAUCAAGUAGAUAACUUAUCAAGGUCCCAAGAGCUAACAGAGAUUCAAAAUAAAUGUGACCAGUCGGCAAGUAUCAUAAGGCAAAGCAUAUUUCAAGUACAGCAAAGCUAUCCACAAAAACAGAAUUCUUCGGAAAUUAUUCAUGAAGAUGCAAAUAGUAAUGAAAGUAGGACAGGACCCGGCAAUUUAUUUAGGCAAGUAACUACCGAACCGAAUAGCUAUAAAAAUUAUCCAGGUUCAACUAAAAAUGUGGAAGAUGACCAGAUAGAGUACAACAAUAGAAAGUCACCUAACUUGGACAGCUGGCUUACCACAAAUGCCCCUGUGGUAACCAAUGCAAUUGGGAUAAACGAAAGAGAAAAAGAUUCACCAAAGGCAACUACAUCUGUAAAUUUGAUAGACGAAAAUGUGCCCCGUCGAACAAUACUACCUGAAGGAGAGGUAGAAAUAACAAAGAUAAUAACAAAAGAGCUAUCCAAUGGUUCGGUCACCAGUGUGGCAGAUGGAUAUGAAGUACUUCCCAACUCUGACUUUAUCACAAACAAUAUUAUUUCAGCAGAAGAAAAUACUGAAACAACGUUAAGAACCGACCAUCACAACGACCUUGUGGAAAUUAAAGGGCAUCUAUACUUUUUAUUCGGGGACAAGCCUAUCCCAGCGCGUUUUAUGCAACAGCCGGGAGGAGAAAUUAAUGUAGCUAUGGAUGGAUUCUCAUUGUGCACACAAAUGUUGCAGAGCAACCAGUCAACUUUUAUGAAUUUGUUAUGCAACUGUAUUCAACAAAAGAAAUGCUCUUUUUCGUAGGCAUUUAUACCUCAGGGCAA